GGGGGGGGGAGGGGGAUGGAGAGGCCGACGGCCGCGAACCCCUGGGACGUGGGGGUCAUCGGGGGGUACUUCCUCCUCAUCCUCGCCGUGGGGCUCUGGUCCCUGCGCCGCGGCAGCCGCAGCACCAUCAGCGGGUACUUCCUGGCCGGGAGGAGCAUGGCCUGGGCACCAGUGGGCGCCUCCCUGCUGAGCAGCAACCUGGGCUCCGGGCACUUCGUGGGGCUGGCGGGGACGGGGGCGGCCGGGGGCAUCGCGGUGGGGGGCUUCGAGUGGAGCGGCAUGUUCAUCGUCCUGCUGCUGGGCUGGGUCUUUGUGCCCGUUUACCUGCGGGCGGGGGUGGCGACGAUGCCCGAGUACCUGGGGAAGCGUUUUGGGGGGGGCCGCAUCCGGCUGUACCUGGCGCUGCUCUCGCUGGGGCUCUACAUCAGCACCAAGAUCUCGGUGGACAUGUACUCGGGUGCCAUCUUCAUCCAGGAGGCCCUGGGCUGGGACCUCUACGCCGCCGUGGGGGCUCUGCUGGCCGUCACCGCGCUCUACACCGUCACCGGGGGGCUGGCGGCGCUGAUGUACGCGGAUCUGGUGCAGACCCUCGUCAUCAUCGGGGGGGCCUCCGUGCUGGCCGGCUACGCGCUGGGCGCUGUGGGGGGCUACGAGGGGCUGGUGGAGCGUUACCCCCUGGCGCUGCCCCCCAACCUGACGGGUCCCUGCGGGCGCCCCCGCCCCGACGCCUUCCACCUCCUGCGGCACCCCAGUACCGGGGACCUGCCCUGGCCUGGCCUCCUCCUGGGACUGGGAAUUAUCUCCUCCUGGUACUGGUGUACCGACCAGGUGAUCGUGCAGCGAUGCUUGGCCGGCCGCUCCCUGACCCACGUCCGUGCCGGCUGCGUCCUCUGCGGCUACCUCAAAGUGCUGCCCAUGUUCAUCAUGGUGCUGCCCGGCAUGGCCGCCCGCGUCCUCUUCCCGGAGGUGGUGGGCUGCGCUGACCCCCAGGGCUGUCGUCGGGCCUGCGGGACCCCCUGGGGCUGCUCCAACGUGGCCUACCCCCGGCUGGUGCUGGGCCUGCUGCCGCCCGGCCUGCGUGGGCUGAUGCUGGCGGCGGUGCUGGCCGCCCUCAUGUCCUCCCUGGCCUCCAUCUUCGCCAGCGCCGGGGCCCUCUUCACCCUCGACGUCUACCAGCGCCUGCGGCCCCGCGCCGGGCCCCGGCACCUCCUCAUUGCUGGCAGAGUCUCCGGCAGGCUGUGGGUCGGGGCGAUGGUGGGGCUGAGCCUGGCCUGGCUGCCGGUGGUGGAGGCGGCGCGGGGGGGGCAGCUUUUCGACUACAUCCAGGCCGUGGCCAGUUACCUGGCCCCCCCCGUGGCCGCCGUCUUCUUCCUCGCCAUCUUCGUCCCCCGCGUCAACGAGCCCGGUGCUUUUUGGGGGCUGCUGGGGGGGUUGGGGUUAGGCCUGGCCCGCUUGAUCCCCGAAUUCGCCCUGGGGACGGGGACGUGCGGGUCGCCGGGGCGCUGCCCCCCCCUCGUUUGCGGCCUUCAUUACCUCCACUUCGCCGUCCUCCUCUUCCUCGUUACCGGCCUCCUCGUCGUCGGCGUCUCGUUCUGCUACCCGCCCAUCCCCCGCCAGCAUCUCCACCGGUUGGUGUUCAGUCUGCGCAACAGCCAGGAGCCGCGGGUUGACCUUGACCUUCGGCCACCCAAGGGUGGGGACGGAGGGGUCCGGCUGCAGGAUGUGGAGGCGGAGCCAGGCGGCCAAGGGGCGGAGCCAUCGGAGCAGGGGGCGGGGCCAGCAGACCAGGGGGCGGAGCCACCCGGGCCAGGGGGCGUGGCCGAGCCCCCAGCCCCGCCCCCCAAGGAGGGGGUGUGGAGCCGCGUGGUCGACGUCAACGCCCUGAUCCUGAUGGCCGUCGCCGUCUUCCUCUGGGGGUACUUCGCCUGACCCCCCCAAAAUCCCCCCAAAUUCCCCAAAA
Messenger RNA from Grus americana (Whooping crane), 1960 nucleotides. RefSeq names its product sodium/glucose cotransporter 2-like. Bases 16 to 1929 code for a protein of 637 amino acids. NCBI's taxonomy places the organism in Eukaryota, Metazoa, Chordata, Aves, Gruiformes, Gruidae. Gene Ontology annotation, biological process: sodium ion transport; transmembrane transport. The record is from RefSeq and is a predicted model, not a curated record. Gene Ontology annotation, molecular function: D-glucose:sodium symporter activity. The transcript is spliced from 15 exons. Gene Ontology annotation, cellular component: plasma membrane.